Messenger RNA from Halichondria panicea, 1669 nucleotides. Its product is annotated as KH homology domain-containing protein 4-like. The record is from RefSeq and is a predicted model, not a curated record. The transcript is spliced from 12 exons. Bases 120 to 1604 code for a protein of 494 amino acids. Gene Ontology annotation, molecular function: RNA binding. Lineage: Eukaryota; Metazoa; Porifera; Demospongiae; Suberitida; Halichondriidae. Gene Ontology annotation, cellular component: nucleus.
AGAUCUGUAUCCAAUUAUGCGAAAGAAUAAAUAAGCCCAGCACAUGUUUCCAGAGUGUAUGUGUACGUGUGAAGCUGCUACAUUGCAUAUUGAUUGAUGGUACUACUAUACACUAUACUAUGACAAGUGAUAUUUCAGUACCCCCUACUAAGAAGCGUCGCUCGAAAUGGGACAUGGUUACCACUGAAACAGAAACUACAACCAGUGGUGCAGCAGCUGCUGCUGCCGCUGCAAAGAUAAAUGCGAUGUUGGCCGCCAAAGGAAAACUAACUAAACCAGAUAAUGUUAUUUUGCCUCCCACCAAACCCACUCCACUAGGUACCUUGACCAGACCCACUAUUGGGAGGGCAACCCUUCUGGCUCCACCCCAAAAUGCCCCUCUACUAUAUUCCACACCACCCUCAAGCCAUUCGUUUAUUCAAGAAAAGGUGUUUGUUGGACUCGAAGGAGCUUCAAACCAAUUCAAUUUGGCGGACCGUGUCAAGGGGCCGGACAACUCAUAUCUCAACCACAUAUCUGCUCAGACAGGGGGAAAGGCAUUCCUCCGGGGGAAGGGGUCAGGCUUUAUCGAACCUACUUCUGGGAAAGAGUCGUUUGAAGCCCUGCAUAUCUUUAUUAGUCAUGUCAAUCAGGAAGGUGUAAACAAUGCCCGCAAACUGUGUCAGAGUCUGGUAGAUACAGUCAAAAAGGACAGCAUCGCGCAUAAAGCCUCUCAGUCUGGACCACUGGGGUUUGGGGCUGCUCCACACUACAACAGUAAUGCUGGUACAGCAUGGCCUGAUAGCAAGGAGCAUCCCACACGAAAAUCGAGGGUUACGCCCCCUUUUGACGUCAUUUCCGGUGGGCCAGCACUAGUUAAUCCCUACUCCCUGCAAGCACCAAAUUACCAUGGAUAUCGGGCUCCACCCCCUCCUCAUGACAGUUUUUAUCAUCAUCCAGCUCCACAAGCUCAUGCAGGUCAUCACCCAUACAACUAUCCUGGUCCACUCCCAGGAGGCUACUAUGCUCCCGAACAGCCUCCCUACCCGUACUGCCAUCCACCACCUCCACAGGAUGUAAAUGCUGGACUACCAAAUGCUUUCGUAGAUUACAGACCUUUCGACAAAGUUGAUGUCGCCAAUGCCGAUGUCCAAGUCAAAAGAGGUUUCACAGAAGAGGCUGAUAACAGUGUCCCUGUCCAGACAGAGCCUGGCACUAAGAGAAAAUUUAUCGAGGUCAACGUCCCUACUACAAGAUGUGUGGAAAAACAGCCACCUGUUAGUAGAACAUUUACGGAGGAGUUUGCACCUAGCAAUAGAAACUUCACUGAAAAACCAGCUGAGGUGGUUACUGGAUCUCCAAACGAUAGUGAACUAAUAGUGGGUAGGUGGCAAACUCUCUCUCAGCCGUCUACCAUCAGACGAAUUGCUCUCAGUGAGGCAAAAGAAAUCGACAAGACAAAGGACCUUAUGCCACCACCUUCAUUGCCGGGGGGGUUGAAAGGUCAAAAACUGAAACAACAAGAUGAAGCUGCCGUUGAAGGAGGCAACGAAAAGAAUGUAGGGGUAAAUAUGCUGGGGCUGGCCCACUAUGCUGAUGACAGUGACUCUGACAAUGACAGCUAAUUUAACUUUUAAUUCGAUGACACUUUCUUCAUUUUGUACAAAAUUAAUUGCCAUGGCCACUAUUA